AAACUUUCGGACAAACAGGUGAUUCGGUUUCUCGGUAGCGUCCAAACAAUAGGCUACGCCUCCAAAGGGGCGUAAUAGAGACACUUCUUGAUGCAGGCUAGUCAGUGCAUCUCAGAGUACCUAAUACAUUGAAGUCCACUCACCAUUGUGCCUACCAGACUGCAGUUUUAAUGAUGCCAGCCAUGGCGAGGAUUGUCAUUGUGAUGUUUGGUUUGAUCGCUCUUGCAACAGCGGCAUAUAUUCCAGAUGGCGCAACAGAGGUCGACUGUACGGAGUACCUUCUCCCAAUGUGUACCCGCGAGUAUGAUCCUCUCUGUGGAACGAACGGCGUGGAGUAUUCCAACGAAUGCAUGCUGUGUCUCCACAACUUGGAGGCGAAGGAGAACAUCUUCGUGAACCACAAGGGUCCAUGCUAAAUCCAAGGUCAACGACCCCAUCACAUGACAACGUCAAGUCUUCCCUUAGGUGUACCCGUGGCUCACAUGUAGGACAUGUUAACUUACUAAAUAACUAUAUACCUUUCUGGUGCACGCCCACUAAUUGUUGACAAUUUUCCAUGGAAUCAAUUUCCAUUAAAGAAUUGCAUUUAACCUUUUAGUUUUGUGCUUUUAGUGUAGAAAACCAGGUCACAGUUUUCACAGCAUUUUAAACACGUGUGAAGAUUGCCCAGACUUGUUCAGUUUAGUUACUAGACCUAAUGGAAUGUGUUUUAAAUUCUUUUAAGUUCUGUUCCCUGUUUCUUUACAUCACUUUUUAAUAAUAAAAAUGUUAAAACCUA
This is a messenger RNA of Alosa sapidissima (American shad), 778 nucleotides long. RefSeq names its product ovomucoid-like. The record is from RefSeq and is a predicted model, not a curated record. Lineage: Eukaryota; Metazoa; Chordata; Actinopteri; Clupeiformes; Clupeidae. Bases 171 to 416 code for a protein of 81 amino acids. The transcript is spliced from 4 exons. Gene Ontology annotation, molecular function: protein binding; serine-type endopeptidase inhibitor activity.